AUGGGGGAAUGGGAGAAUGGGGGAAUGGGAGAAUGUGGAAAUGGAGGAUUGAGGGAUUGGGGACUGGAUUACCCAAGCAACGUGAUUGUAAGAGUUGAUAAAAUAUCACCUACAGUUCUCGGUAAAGAGAUCGUAAAGCGAUGCGGAACAGAAGGACAGCAUGGAAAUCUAAGUGAAGAUGACCAGACAACCUUAAAAUUUCUGCGAGCUGCUAUCUCAUUCACCUCGAACGCAGAUGACAUGUGCGCUGAUCUAACAAACGCUGCCUUCAUUAUAUCGCAGCCAGGUAAAGAGUUUAUCAUUCAAGCUGGAAAUGGAGAUUGGGAGUUUUUCUUUUCAGAGGACGGAAAGGAUGUUGUACAUGGCCGCUGUGUUCGCAAGAGUCAACGGUUUUUAAGCCUUAUUGGGAAAUUGCUCUCUUUCCCUGUCAGAACCCCUCUUUUUUUGUUGUCGCAGUUACUAAAUACCACCUCUCAAUUAGCCCCGACGAAUAAAGUUCAGGAACCCACGUCCAUUGUUUCACAUCCUAAGGAGACGGUGGAAGAAACUCGUGAAAAUCACUCAACUGAUGCCUCGAAUCUUACAUUUAGUGCCAAAUUAAGACGUCUCUAUUUAUAUUUAAAAGGGAUAUUUGCGCCAGAUACUAAAUAAUUACGUGACACGUGAU
Molecule: messenger RNA, 667 nt
Organism: Pocillopora verrucosa
Lineage: Eukaryota; Metazoa; Cnidaria; Anthozoa; Scleractinia; Pocilloporidae
Source: RefSeq, a predicted model, not a curated record